AUGGAGACUCUGAUGUGCGCGGAAUGUGGAUACAACACCAAGGAUAUGACAGAAUUCACAAAUCACGCCAAAAGUCAUGAGGAAUCAACUGUCAGAGUAAGUUUUGCAUUCAAACAGGAACUACUGUAAUCAACAUCGAGACCGUUGUUUACAAACCCCUUUGGUUCCCCGACUCUUCGUUAAUUGUUUGGAUUAAUCAGUCGUCAAAAAAUGGCAUCAAUUGCGCAAACUAAAAAAAUCGGGAUUUUCUGGUUUUCAAGGUUAGGUCAUAAAAAAGAAAUAGUAAAAAUUUGAAAGUAAUCGUUUGAGUAGUGGUACUGUCUUGCUGAUCCUUGUCUACUUGUCCUUUUUGCACACUUUUAAUUUUAUUUAUACUGUAGUUUUUGAUGCCAAAGUCUCCUUUACGAUCGGCAGAUCAAUUGUUUUAAAGCCUGAUGACCUUUCUUGGAGAUCCCGUUUUUUACGUCCCAAGAAUAAAAUCGAAAGUCUCUUACCUGCGCCACAUUUCGGCGCAAAAACCGGACUGAUUUCCCUUAUCUGAAGAGAAAAAAAGAAGGUUUUGAAUUGAACUCUCUGUUCAUGAUUUGGAGGAUUAUGUCUGGAUUUGAGCAUCCCCUUGCUCUGGGUAAUUGUUUAGUUAAAAUUUUUGGAGCUAGAGUACCUCGUAUGCAAUGUUUCGAGGAUAUUUUGGAGAUAAGAUAACACUCAGGAAGGCACUUUGGUUGGGAUCUAGGCAAACGCUUUGUUCGAGGGGACGUAACGUAGCAUACAUGUAAGAUUACAGCCGGGAGAGAAGAGUACUGUUGAGGUGCCCACUCUUACAGUACACCCUGCUUUUUUAAAGUUCAGCCUUGAACCGCCUUUUACCAUCUUGUAAUUUACUUUUUUGUGUUCCAUUACAAGUUGCUGAAAAAUCGAUCAGUUUUCCUUUCAUUUCUGUGAAGGUCUUGACCAAACGGCGCACGUAAUCUGGGAGUUUGACCAGUUAAUCAGCACAGUUUAGGACUAUUCGCAAUUCGUGUUUCGUAGUUUCUGCUCCCUAUUAUUAUUACUGUAACUUUUAAAGUCGGUUUUCAUAACUUUCACAUCUGAACUUCGGCUAGAUUCACAAUUGAUAAGUCGAGUUUCUUCGCCGUCAAUGUCACGGCCUUCGCACCCCAUCUUUUUUGGAUCUUGGUUUUUCCGUACUUUCCGGCAUUAACCUUCGCUUUCAUCUUCCCCACUCACCGUUGAAGGUGAAGGUGUGCCGGCAAAAAAUUAACCCUUGGUGGGGCAGAAACUCGGGAGUCUCGAGAUUGGGGAAUCGAUCAGAAAACGGGAAGGAGUUGGUUGCUUAACCAAUUGGGACAUUUGUUGGGAGUGGGUCUUCCGAAAAGAGUAGGCAUGGAGCAUUAAUUGUACGCUACAAACGUCCGUCUUAAUGAAUACUGGGAAGUCAGCCCAACAUUCAAUGAAUUUUUGCGAGUACAAUUACGAUAAAUGAUUAUUGACGCUGGCUUGGUUGGAGUGCAUGUUUCCAGCAACAAUAAGAACAUUAGACCAGACAUUCAGCUACAAAUUCUGUCUUAAAAAUCAACAAUUACCGUAGAGUAGACCUUUUUCCUGUCCAUCUUUUGAUCGUAUUAUCAUUUUGUCUCGACGAAAUCUUAAUGUCUGUGCAUCUCUCGACUUGCGAUGGUCCUCCCAAACCCUUCGUAAUUCCUACCUUGCCGUUUUUCGGCUUCUUCCUGCGCCGAGGUUUUACCACCAAUCUUCUUCUUCCCAAUUUUUGUGAAGGUCAUUCCGUCGAUGGGUUGGUGCUGAUAAAAGCGACAAAAGGAAAAUGAAAAUCUUUUUUUGUUUCGGGAAAAGUGCGCACUCUCGCCCGGGCACCUUUCGCUUUCCUCUCGAGAUGAGUCCGUUGUUUUUUGUCGGCACUCGAUCUGUUGGCCAUUUCGAGGCCGUUGAUGGAUGUCGAUUACUGGUUUGCUGGGCAGGGAAUAUGGUACCAAGGAGUCUCUUUAUUAAGUACGCAUAUGUAUUUCUUUUUGUGUCAUACUUGGACAUGAGUCUAUUUCCAGCCAUAAAUCGCUUUGCUUAUGAGCAGAUAUCCUGUUGGUUUAGAUAUCCUAUUACAUGGUAAUCUCUUCUCGAGGCGUCGUAAAUCUACGGGGUUAUCGCGAGAACAUGAAUUGAGUAAUCGUAGAUGCAACAACAAAGUUGCGCAACGAAUUAGUUGUGGGUAAAUAGCCGUGAGAGUUUUGGGAUGACAUGUCAGAGUUUACGGACAUCUUUACGGUCCCCCGGUCAAGGUGGGUUUUUUCUGGCAUAAGCAUGGCUGCUUAAAGACCUUUAUCAUUUCAGUUUGAUUUCUAUACAGGAUAUUGGUUUAGUUCAUCUUUGCUCUCUGACGUUUUACCUUUACUUUCAAAAUAACUGUAGCCAAUUAUCCCCCUACCUUAUCCUCUCUAGUGCCUCGAUUGUUUAUUUAUCGAUCCCUCUAAUUAUUGUGUUUUGGGAAGUAGUCCAAAGUAAUUUAGUUUUGAUUUGUUCCCGGACCCCGAUUGGUCCCGUUUAUUCGGCCUUCCUCCCAACUAUUGGCUCAUUCGGUCUCCCAGGGGGUGUUUUUGAAAAAUCGAGGAUACUAUACGUGUUUGGGGAAUAGUAAUUAAGAAGUAAUGCUGGAUGGAUGAAGGUGGGGCUAUUUACACAUUCACAGACCUGAUUUGGCUUCCGCUUGAUCCCGAAUUCCCGGUCUGAACUUUCGAUUUGUCCCGAUUUCCUUAAUCCCCAAGUAUAAGGUCGAGUAUUUACUCGGGAUUUAAGUGUAGAUCAAGUUGUCAUGGGAAUAUGAGGAAGUCCGGCUUAAGAUCGAGAUUAAUCAAGUAGCCGUGGAUGGAGUUUGGAGGGGAUGGGCUUUAAUUUGCAUAAUUUUGUGAAUCUGCCUAUUAACGACAUAUAUAUUUUAUGACUGUUAAAUUUUUGGUACCAAAAUACGUAUUUGUGACUUCAAUGUAGGUUGAAACCGUCCAUUGCAUUCUUGAUUACUGUAUACUUCCUUUCUGAUUACAGGAACCCCUUUUGGAAACUAGUUUUAGUGAUUUCGAUCAGAACAAUUAAUGUUUUUUUAUUUUGAGACACUAUGCCAUUAUGCCACUCGGUCCUCUCCAAUUUGAUCCUACCUGUCUAAUUUGACUUCCUAUCAACAUAUUGGGCAAACACUCAUCUCUUUUUGGCCAUCGAUUUCUUCCGACAGGUCAAAAGCGGUCAUCCAAGACUUUCUUUUUCCUUUCUUCUCAAUAUUGCCAUAACUGGAACUUGAUCCGGUUACCCGAUCCAGUGGACUCUCCCUCCUCUUUCUUCGACUUUGUUUGGCCAAGCUUGUUGGUCCAUUGUCUUUUCCGCUUACCGUCGGCAUUUGUUUUUACGGGUUCCGUAAAUUGGAGUCGGGGGAUUAAUACAGGAAAGGAAGGAAGAGGUUGAACUUGUACUUGCUGAUUAACUGACUCAAAUUGAAGUCGUUCCUGUACUACUUCAUUUAUUAAUGUAACAAUUUUAUCAUCCUUUCGACACUCUAGGGUCGUUUAGGUUACGGUAAUCUUACGCGUACAAUUUUUUAUCUCUUUGUGUUUUACUUUAUAUCCCACAUACCAAUCAUCGAAUUCAAGUAUGCUUUUGUAAAUUCCGUUUUUUUUGACUCUGAAGGCGUCAUACGAAAAGGUGAUGCUUUUGCUACUGAAAAUUAGAGGGCGUGGCCCGAACGAGGUGGAUCGAAAAUAAGGUAAAAUACGUCGGGGGGACAGAAUGUUUGUCCAAGCUCCCAAAAUGACGGGCCGAAGUUCUGGCUUUAAGAUGCGGUCUACUUGUCCGAGUUUACCUUGAAAGGAUCGGGCUUACUGUAGUGGGUCAAGUUGUAAACAAGAAUAUUGCAAGUCUUCGAAUUUCAAUGAAGGUGGCCGGUUUUAUUUUGGUUCUUUUCCAGAUCAAGUAGCACUUGGUGUUAGUUUUAUUCCCUGUUUAAACUGUAUUUCAUCUAUUAAGUUCUUGAUCUAUUAAAUUUCGUUUUAUUUUAUGAGAAUCUGGCCUUGUCUGAUUGUGGUGGGCAUCUUUCGGAUUAAGAGUUAAUUGCCGUGCCUCCCAGUCUCAUGUUUUUUGGGCCUUGGGAUGAGUCUUUGUUUUUCACCUGGCUCUUACAUCUCCUCCUCUCUGACACCAAUUAUAAUAUUCGAAAUUAGCUCCAGAGGGGAUUUGGGCAGACGAAAACAAUAUUUAUUGCCUUUUUCUGAUGGUGAUGAGAAUGCGGGGGUUAUGGUAGAAGAUGAUAUUACACUUGCCGGUCAAAUGGACUGGUUUUGGAGGGGUUCCCCGUUGAUCGGAGAUUAGAAAGACCUUACGUAAUCUUCGCGCAACACUUGUAAUAGUUGUAUAUAAGUCGUUUUACAUGUAUUAUAAAUCAUCUUGGAAUUGUAGAUUGAACCAUCGACAUUGCCGUCCUCAAACUUGGCCACAAUGCUGCCCAUGCAAUUCAAUCAAUUCCAUUUGGCUCAAAUCUCACAGAUGCUCAAGUCGAUCCAGACACCCCCAGUUACACAACCCAAUGUGUUCUCCGUGAACAAUGGCUUCGAUGUGAUGAGAUUGUUGGCUCAAAGAACUCCAGAACAAUCUCAAGAAGUAAAGUCAGACAUUAUGGAGGUCCGAGAUGAGGAAGUCAAGAAAGAAUCCUCUCCAGAACUGCAUCAGGGGAUCAAAAAGUCAAAGAAACAAGUGCACAGUUGCCCCCAUUGCAAUUUCUCGACAGUAAUGUCACAACAUAUGAAGGCUCAUGUGGAAGCUCAUAUCAAACAUCAGGGAUCCAUGUAUAUGUGUGAUGUUUGCAAGAUGCAAUUCAGUCAGAAAGCUAACAUGCACAGGCACAGAAUGCGUCAUUCUGGAGAGAAACCUUAUGAAUGUAAAUAUUGCCAGAAGAAAUUCUUCAGAAAGGAUCAGGUAAGUUUUUAAAACGUUGGAAGUUAUUAGUAGCGGAUUAUUAAUUUAUUAUCUUCGUAUUUUCAGAUGCAAGAACAUUCAAUGACGCACAUUAAAACCGGAGAAAACUUUGAUUGCCCGGUCAAUGGAUGUCCCCGAAGAUUCAAGCAACAUCAAGAACUUAGGAAUCAUCUGACUGAUGAACAUAUCAUCACUGCUCAGGAACAGGCUGCUUGCAAAAGAUGCGCCAUGACUUUCUCAAAUCACAGACGGAUCUUGCUCCAUUAUCAGACCAAACAUGAUGACAAUCUUACUGUAAGUUGAUUUUAUUUUAAUGCCAAUUCUUUCAAUUUUACUUCAACCUUCUUUUUACUUAUACUUUAAUUAUAGGGAGCAAACAGAGAGUUGGCUCUUCUCCAACAAGGCGAUUUCUCCGAUGAGGAUUCCCUUUCUAGUUCUCCACCAACUCAGGCCAAACCCUUGAGCAUGAAUCCGGCUCUUUCUUCUCUCCUCCAAUUCACCCAACUCAACCAGAUCCCCACUUCAGCUGCGAAUCCGUUCUUGGCCCAACCAGGUCCCUUAGCCAAUAAUAUGAAUGACAUUAUGAACAACUUCUCCUGGAAUCCAUUGAAUAUGGGUAUCAAAAGAGAACUUAAUGUGAAUGUAAAUCAACUGACAUUGAAUGGGUCGACCACAACUCAGUCCAGUCCAAAGAUGUUGCCAAAGAGUAAGAGCCCCUUGAUUAAAAUGGAGGGUGAGGGAAAUGAAGUGGGCAACAACACGAACAUGCUCAGCAAACUUAUUGAGGAGGUAUCUUAAAUUUUAUAUUUAUUUCGUUGUCCAAAAACAUGUAUAAUGAACUAAUUGUAGAUGAAACAGACCCAGCCUCAAUUAUGGUCCCAGACCCGCUCCGACGAUCAUUCUUCCACUCAUUCCCCCACUUCUGGCUCACGAGCUUCUUCUUCACCUCAACCAAAUGACGCCGAAGAUUACAAACACAGAAUUGAGGCUGAAGCCAACAUUUCUGCGGGAGUACGACAAGAAUGUGAGCACUGUGGGAUCACAUUCAACGAUGAUGUCAUGUAUAUUCUGCACAAGAAAUUACAUUCCGAAGAGAAUCCAUGGAAAUGUGGACUCUGCGAGAAGCAAUGCUCGGACAAGAUCUCAUUCGCCACCCACAUUGUACAUGAUGGGCACCGUGUAUAG
This is a messenger RNA of Bursaphelenchus xylophilus (pine wood nematode), 6150 nucleotides long. The record is from the annotation of a GenBank genome assembly. NCBI's taxonomy places the organism in Eukaryota, Metazoa, Nematoda, Chromadorea, Rhabditida, Aphelenchoididae.